UUUGUUCUGGAUUCAGGGGUGAGGAAGACCUGCGCGCGCUGACAACCGACAGAAAAAGGUCACUACUCUUCCUCUCCAUUCUGAGAGAUGACACUCCCUCUGGACUAGACCAAGCCUGCACCACAACAGACAAACAUAGAAUCCAGUGGGCUGUGAUGAUGACGAUGAUGACGUUACUCUUCCUCCUCCCUUCAGACAGUCCAGCGUUUUGUGUGAUGGCCUGAGAGGGCUUCCCAGUCUAGCCUGCCUGCCUCUCCCGGGUCCAAACUGUCUGACUGGGACUCCCCCCCUCCCCGCCUGCUACGCCCUGCCUCCGUCGCCAUGGGAGACGGCCUGGAGGCGGGCAGCAGCCUAGACCCCGCCCCCCGCUCCCUCUCCUGUAACCCCCCGCCCCCCGAGACAUGGAACCCCUCGAGGCCCAAACGACAGACCAACCAGCUACAGUACCUGUUGAAGGUGCUGCUGAAGACGCUGUGGAAACAUCACUUCUCAUGGCCCUUCCAGGCUCCCGUAGACGCCAUCAAACUCGGCCUGCCUGAUUACUAUCAGAUCAUCAAGGUUCCUAUGGACAUGGGGACCAUCAAGAAGAGACUGGAGAACAGCUACUAUUGGAACGCCCAGGAAUGUAUUCAGGACUUCAACACCAUGUUCACCAACUGUUACAUCUACAACAAGCCUGGUGAUGACAUAGUGUUGAUGGCAGAGGCUCUCGAGAAGAUGUUUCUUCAGAAGAUCUCUGAGAUGCCCCAAGAGGAGACUGAGAUCCCCAUGGUUACCAAGGGGCGGAGGGCGGGGCAGAGAGAAGCAGGUCUCCUGUCUAAGUCUGACUCCGGCCAGGAUUCAUCUCCCUCCUCCACCCCCCACACCCGAGGUUUCUCCUCCCCGUCGCCGGUCCCUCAGACUCGGGGUCUCCCCGUAUCCCAGGGGCCCCCCACCCUCCCCCUCGCCCUCCCCCCUCAGACCCAGCCCCCUCGCGUUCCCCCCACCGCUCCCUCCCACGCCCCCCAGCUGGGACCACCCUUCCCCAUCAGCCCUCUGGAUAUCCUGGCCCAGGGCCUCACCUCCGUACCCCACCACCCCCAGCCCACCCAGGCCUUCACCCUGCUGCCCCACCCAUCCCCCAGAGCAUCGCACCCCCAGCUAAGGUCCCCCACCCCCCACCUGCAGCAGAGGAAGAGCCAGAAGAGGAAGGCUGACACCACCACACCCACCGCCAACGACCAGCUCAGCGAGUCGUCUCCCGUGGCGACGGAGCCCCCCCGACCCCGCCGUGAGAGCAGCAGCCGCCCGCUGAAGCAGCCCAAACGAGACCCCGCCCAGCCCGACUCCCAGCACCACCUGGGGCUAGGCGGGGGGGUUCCCGGGGGCGGAGCGUUAACGAGUCACGGCGGGAGCCCCAAACGACAGGAGCAGCUGCUGUUCUGUGGCGGUCUUAUCAGAGACAUGUUGUCUAAGAAACACAUUGCGUACGCGUGGCCCUUCUACAAGCCUGUCGACGCGCACGCCCUCGGCCUCCACGACUACCACCACAUCAUCAAACACCCUAUGGACCUCGGAACCGUCAAGGAUAAGCUGGACAGCAGGCAGUACAGAGAUGCUCACCACUUUGCUGCUGAUGUCCGGUUGAUGUUCUCCAACUGUUACAAAUACAACCCCCCAGACCAUGACGUGGUCAAUAUGGCACGCAAGCUACAGGACGUGUUUGAGAUGCGCUUUGCCAAAAUGCCUGACGAGCUUGAGGAGACGGCCCUCCCCUCCCCAGUCCUCAAACCCCUCCCCACCAUCUCCCCUGCCCUCCACCCCGUCCCCACCCUCCACCCCCUCCCCACCCCCUCGGCCAGACAACCCCCUGCCCCCCGACCACCCUCCUCCUCCGAUGACAGCUCCUCCUCGUCGGAAUCAGAAUCCUCUGAGGGAGGUUUGGAACACGAGAGAACACAGAGACUGGCUGAACUACAGGAACAGCUCAAAGCUGUUCACGAACAGCUGGCCGCUCUGUCCACACCCCAGGCCACCAAGCCCAAGAGAAAAGAGAGGGAGAAGGAGAAGAAUAAAGACAAGUUCAAGAAGAAGAUGGGAGGGGAGGAGCCACCGGAGAUCCCGCCCCCUGCCAUCCUCCAGCCAAUCAGAAAGAGCAAAAACAGCAAGGAGCUGGUGACCACGCCCAAGAAAAUCAAGAAGCCCAGUAAGAAAGAGAGUAUGAAGAGCAGUCGUCCGGGCGCCCCACAUCAGACCGGCUCCACCCCCCUUGCCCCCUCAGCCUCGCUGGAGGCAGAAGAUCACAUGAGUGUGUUUGUGGGCGGGGCAGCUGACAGGUGUAAGCCAAUGUCCUACGAGGAGAAACGCCAGCUCAGUCUGGACAUCAAUAAACUGCCCGGCGACAAGCUUGGCCGCGUCGUCCACAUCAUCCAAUCACGAGAGCCAUCGCUCAAGAACACCAACCCAGACGAGAUAGAGAUCGACUUUGAGACUCUGAAACCCUCGACGCUCCGAGAGCUGGAGAAAUAUGUCUGGACCAGCCUUAGAAAGAAGAAGAAAUCACAGCCAGCAGUAGAGAAGGCUCUGGAGGUGACCAGUGUGAUGAAGAUGAAGACAGGAUCUUCAUCAGGCAGCAGUGACUCCUCUGACAGCGACGACACAGGGCUGGCCCCCAGCAGCAAAAACCCCCUAGUUCAGUCCAAACCCCCCAGCAUCUGCAUCAACACCCCUUCGCCCCCUCCUCCUCCUCCCUCCAUCCCCACUGUCCCCGUGACCUCUCUGGACUCCUCUUUGACCUUUGACCCCCUAGCUCACUUCCUGGCCCCCCAUCUGAGCCAGCAGGUGGGGGAGCCCCUCCGUAAUGAACUGGGGGCCCCUGCCGCCGGACCCCCCCACCUCAACGCUACCAACACACACACCUCUGAGAGCACACAGCCCUUCCUCAACCAGCAGGCCGUCAUGCCCUCCGUCAUGCUCUCCCCAGCACUCCACAAUGCUCUCCCCCAGCAGCCGUCCCGCCCCAGCAACCGAGCGGCCCCCAAACCCCCUCAGCCUCCCCCCUCCUCCCUCUCCACCCCCUCCACUCCUCCUCCCCCCCAGCCCUCCCUCCACAUUCCCCAACCGUCCUUCCCUCGCCCUUGUGUCCCCUCUCCCCCCACCCCCCACGGAAUCCUGGGGGUCUCGGCCCAACCCCCUCAAGCCCUAUUUGAGGACGACGAGGAGGCCGUGCCCACAAACUCUGAAACCCCUCCCCUCCCGCUCAGCCAGUUGCACAUGUACCUGCAGUCGUCUCGGCCCCCGGCCCACAUACACCCCCACACACAGUCUCCUGUGCAGGUCCAGUCUCGGCCCCCGGCACACAUACACCCCCACACACAGUCUCCUGGGGGGGUCCAGUCUCGGCCCCCGGCACACAUACACCCCCACACACAGUCUCCUGUGCAGGUCCAGUCUCGGCCCCCGGCACACAUACACCCCCACACACAGUCUCCUGUGCAGGUCCAGUCUCCGCUCAUGUCCCGGCCCCCGGCCCACACACAGUCUCCUGGGGGGGUCCAGUCUCAGCUCAUGUCCCGGGCCCCGGCCCACACACAGUCUCUUGGGGGGUCCAGUCUCGGCCCCCGGCCCACACACAGUCUCCUGGGGGGGUCCAGUCCCGGCCCCUGGCCCACACACAGUCUCCUGGGGGGGUCCAGUCUCGGCCCCUGGCCCACACACAGUCUCUUGGGGGUCCAGUCUCGGCCCCCGGCCCACACACAGUCUCCUGGGGGGUCCAGUCCCGGGCCCCGGCCCCACACAGUCUCCUGGGGGUCCAGUCUCGGCCCCGGCCCACACACAGUCUCCUGGGCGGGUCCAGUCUCGGCCCCUGGCCCACACACAGUCUCCUGGGGGGUCCAUUCUCAGCUCAUGCAGGCCAUGCAGACUCAGUCACAGGCAGCGGCCGCUCCAACCCAGCAACAGCAGAGGCUCGCAACACAUUCUCACUCACACCCUCACUCACACCCUCACUCACACGCUCACACACACCCUCACUCACACCCUCACGCACACAUGCAGCAGGCGGGUCAGGGGAUGUCGUUCCCCCAGCAACAGAGCACCAUGCACCCGGCACAGAAAGGGAUCAAGCAGAUACUACAUCCACAACCAUCACCACGGAUCAAAACGGAGCCUUUCAACACAGGUCCUCUGAGGGAGAGCCCCUCCCCUCUGAUGAUACAUUCUCCCCAGAUGCCUCAGUUCCCACCAAUGAGACAGUCCCCUUCCCAGCCCAAGAAACCUAACCAAAGGGUGAAAGAGGAGAAGCCACUCCCCCCCCCGGUGCUGCCCCCCUCCCCUUUCAGCCCCACCCAGCGACACCACAAACCACAAGACAACAAACACACACACAUCAAUAGGUCACCUGAAUCAACCGAUCAAUUGACUCCUGCAGGAUCAGAUGUGAAGCUAUUGGACAGUUCUCGUCCUGGGCUCCGCCUCCCGGACUCCCCGGCCCCUCCCCCUUCCCAUCAGGACAGCAAACUGAAGCAGGAGGCUAAAACACCCAUCACCGCCAAGAAGACACAGGAGGUGAAGUUAAAGAACAUGGGUUCUUGGGCCAGCUUGGCCCAGCGUUCUCAGUCCACCCCCACCUCCGCUGUCCGCUCCUCUAGCGACAGCUUCGAACAGUUCCGUCGCGCCGCCCGAGAGAAGGAGAGAGAGAAACAGCUAAAAGCACAGGCCGAGCAGGCCAGGAGAGAGCAGGAGAAACUACGUAGCCGUGACGACGAGGACUCUGUGGAACAGCAGGGGAGGGUGCGUGUCCAGGACUCUCGCCGUCGCCAGGAGCAACUUUCGCCUCAAGCCCCCACGCCCCCUGCCUCAACCCCUCCCGCCGUCUCCCCACAGGCCCCUCCCACUGAACAGGCCACACCCCCACCCUCGGCCGCAGCACAGAACGCCAUGGACCAGCAGAGGGAGCUGGCAAGACGCCGCGAGCAGGAGAGGAGGAGGAGAGAGGCGAUGGCGGACACCAUUGACAUCAACUUCCAGAGCGACCUGAUGGCCAUCUUUGAAGAGAACCUGUUCUGAGAGAGAGAAUGAGAAAGGAGGAGAGGGAGACAAAUGAACUCUACCUUAUCCCACCGGGGAUUUCACACACAACACCCCCCCUCCCUCUCUGUGAUUAGAGACCUCAGACCAGGAUGUGAGCUCCAGAGACUUGACGGAGACUGAGGUAAUAAGGUGGAGCCCCCCCCAGCGGUGGGGACCGGGAGUGCAAUUUCAGAUGCGUUUUUUGUGUCUAACUGCCCGUUUUAUCGUCGAUGAUUGGUUGUUGCCGUGGGCAACGGUGAAACCGGAUACCUGUCGAUAAACAGAUAUUUGAACUCCUCUUGUAUUCUGAAACUAAACCGAGGGAGGAGGGGAGGACUGAGAACUAUUACCUGAACAUAAAGAAGAGGGGAAAAUAAAGAGGGUUUAAUGUAGAAAGAAGAAGAAGAAGAAGAUGAUGAUGAGCACCUUAUGUUCUUCUGACAUGAGAGAGGGAGGGAGGGGCGAACGAGAGGACGGACAGACUUCUUUCUCUCUGAUUCAUUUCUCUCUUCAUCUAGUAUUUUUCUCACCCUGUUUUCUGAUGUUGGCCUUUAAGCGGGGUGGGUGAGGGGUUGGGGAGGGG
This is a messenger RNA of Oncorhynchus masou masou (cherry salmon), 5632 nucleotides long. Its product is annotated as bromodomain-containing protein 4-like. Lineage: Eukaryota; Metazoa; Chordata; Actinopteri; Salmoniformes; Salmonidae. Gene Ontology annotation, biological process: regulation of DNA-templated transcription; chromatin remodeling. The coding region runs from base 322 to 5046 and encodes 1574 amino acids. The record is from RefSeq and is a predicted model, not a curated record. The transcript is spliced from 24 exons. Gene Ontology annotation, cellular component: nucleus; chromatin.